Messenger RNA from Panthera uncia (snow leopard), 2797 nucleotides. It is a transcript of the gene HOXB5, whose product is annotated as homeobox B5. Gene Ontology annotation, cellular component: nucleus. The record is from RefSeq and is a predicted model, not a curated record. The transcript is spliced from 2 exons. Bases 103 to 912 code for a protein of 269 amino acids. Gene Ontology annotation, molecular function: RNA polymerase II cis-regulatory region sequence-specific DNA binding; DNA-binding transcription factor activity, RNA polymerase II-specific. Gene Ontology annotation, biological process: regulation of transcription by RNA polymerase II; anterior/posterior pattern specification. Lineage: Eukaryota; Metazoa; Chordata; Mammalia; Carnivora; Felidae.
GAAGUACAGUGCAUCGCUAUAAUUCAUUAAUACAUCAUAAAUCGUGAAGCACAGGGUUAUAACGACCACGAUCCACAAAUCAAGCCCUCCAAAAUCACCCAAAUGAGCUCGUACUUUGUAAACUCCUUCUCGGGGCGUUAUCCAAAUGGCCCGGACUAUCAGUUGCUAAAUUAUGGCAGUGGCAGCUCUCUGAGCGGCUCUUACAGGGAUCCCGCUGCCAUGCACACCGGCUCUUACGGCUACAAUUACAAUGGGAUGGACCUCAGCGUCAACCGCUCCUCGGCCUCCUCCAGCCACUUUGGGGCGGUGGGCGAGAGCUCUCGCGCCUUCCCCGCGCCCGCCCAGGAGCCCCGCUUCAGGCAGGCGGCGUCGAGCUGCUCCCUGUCCUCGCCCGAGUCCCUGCCCUGCACCAACGGCGACAGCCACAGCGCCAAGCCCUCUGCUUCGUCCCCCUCCGACCAGGCGACCCCGGCCAGCUCCAGCGCCAAUUUCACCGAAAUAGACGAGGCCAGCGCAUCCUCGGAGCCUGAGGAAGCGGCGAGCCAGCUAAGCAGCCCGAGCCUAGCUCGGGCACAGCCAGAGCCCAUGGCCACCUCCACAGCCGCGCCCGAGGGGCAGACUCCGCAGAUAUUCCCCUGGAUGAGGAAGCUUCACAUCAGCCAUGAUAUGACCGGGCCGGACGGGAAAAGGGCCCGGACCGCGUACACCCGCUACCAGACCCUAGAGCUGGAGAAGGAGUUCCACUUCAACCGCUACCUGACGCGGCGGCGGCGCAUCGAGAUCGCCCACGCGCUCUGCCUGUCCGAGCGCCAGAUCAAGAUCUGGUUCCAGAACCGGCGCAUGAAGUGGAAGAAAGACAACAAACUGAAAAGUAUGAGCCUGGCUACAGCCGGCAGCGCCUUCCAGCCCUGAGCCCGCCGGGAGGAGCCCUGGGUGGCCCAAGAGCCCUUGCCGCCCCCAGCCCUGGCCCCUCCAAGCCUCCCUGCGCUGCCACUGCCCGCUGGGGACCGGUUCCCACGAGCCUGCCUCGCCCCGGCCUUGUGUUACGAUUUUUCGUUCGGUCUUAGGUCUUCCUGUGGCUCCCUCUCUCCUGGACUGGUUAAUCUUGUUAUUAUUGUUAAUAAUAAUAAUUAUUAUUAUUUUCCCUCCAUGCUCCCCACGCCCCUCCACUCACCCCAAAUCCGCCAGUAUUUCUGAAUGUUCGUGUCUUGUGGUUGCACUCCUUCCCCCAGGAAAGAAAGAAACUCGCAUGUUUAAUGUGAACUUUCCCCUCCCCAUCUGUGUUCUUCUAACUUAUUUAUAAAAGGAUGAUCGCUGUAUUUUGAGUUUCAGCUUGAAACUUCUCUAAGGGGCAGCAGUUGAGGUGGGGUAGUGCCCUGGCCCAGCUGAGCUGGCCUCCGCGAUGGAGUCCAUGACUGUCUCUUUCCACCCUCCUCCUCCUCCCUCCCCACUCCCCAGGCCCAAGUCUCCCAGUGGCUUGGUCCUGGGGUGGGAAGGGGGCAGGGAGGGCCAAAGAGGGUGAUAUGGAGAAGAGGGAAGGUAAACCUUGAGAGUAAGGUUCCUGCCGCCUGGGUAGGCCCCACAAGGCCUGGCCUGGGAGUGUAGGGAAACAAAAAUAAUCCUCAGUGUAAAAUGUCUUGUGUAUUUCUCUGUGAGUCCAUGGGUCUGGAGUAGAGGGCCCAAACCUUGUAAAUAUGGGGAUAGUCUGGGUCAGACCCAUCCCCUCCCCACCCCCCACCCCCAGUUCGCUUCUAAGACCAUUUGUAGUGAGUGAGUGGAUGCUGUGCUACGUGUGAAAUCUGUCUUUGCCUUUGCCGGGCCUGUCUCAGUGAUUCGCUUUUGGUAUUUGUUUGUAGCUUUCCUUGAAGUCAAAUAAAUGUUUCCCCUACUCCACUGCCCUCCCACUUGUCUUUUCUCUGGGGGCCUGCCUCUCCCAUCACCGGGCACACCCUAGACCAUUCUUGACAGAUCUGGGGUGUAGGGAAGGGAAAGCAGGGUGCUUGCCAGCAGCCUCUCUUAGCCACCUACAUCCCUGGCUUGGUCAGCGGUACUUGGGCCAAGGGAUAGGCUUUCCCCCGUCUGGGGGACUGGGAGGCCCAGAAAUCCCACACGGGGCUGGGGUAAGGGAAAGGCCGAGCUGGACUCUACCCUGGCCUUCCACCAGCCAGCCAGAAAAGCCUCUAGAAACCUCUUCAGGGAAAGCAGUUUAGGCCUAAGUCCUGUUAGGAGGCUCCUGGCCUUUUGGGAGUGGUACAGGCCUGCUCAGAUCCCCUGGCCCCUGGCCCAAAUCCCAAUUCAGCUCUGCCACCCACUAAGACCAAAAAAAAAAAAAAAAAAAAAAAAAAAUCAGCUCAAUUUCAAAGGUUUUCUCUCAACCUCAGUCUUCUCUAUACUUAUCAAGGGCUCCCUCUCUCCAGGGGCCCAGCUGACCUUCCUUCUUGAUUAGGAGUUGGGGUCCCUCCUGAAAGACCCCUGUUCCCCUGCCAGCCCGAGUGGCCCAGGGUUAGGGCCCAGUCUUCCUCCAUCCAAGUCCGCCUCCACCCUGAGUACAAGAGUCAAGUCUGGACACUUACCCGGUCAAUCCCUUCCAGCUUGGCCCAACUUCUUACAGGACUUGGGGGGGAGGGGGAACUGGUGAGGAGGCAGCCAAGGGUCGUAGAGGCUCUACUGGGCCCUCCUUCCCCCUCACCCCUUGACUUUGUCCCCCUUUGUCCAUAGCAAACUAUCCCAAAAGUCGCUAUGACAUUUAGAUGUCAAAUGGAUAGGGGUUUUAUCUCGAAGUUAGAUCGUAAAAAUC